AUGGGGCUCAUAUGCGAUAUAGGUGUGUUUGACUCGUGUGGAGUCUUAUGUGAUAUACUUGCCUCGAAAACGGGAAGUCAGGUUCUAGGAGCGCUUUGCAAUUUCUUCUGUGACAUCGAAGGCGCAAAAGAAUUUGCCAAAAUCUUACAGAAGGAGGACCUGGACGAUAUCUAUUUCUGCGAGCUCGUCAAGGGAUGUCCGGUCUUUGAUGGAGUACAUGCCCGCAUCACUGAACUCACCAUCAGUCCAGUGUCCAGCCCACCGGACAUACGACUUUUCAACGAAGCCGCAAAACCAGGCGCCUACUCCUUUAGAUUUAUGCUGGACGCCGAGAAAUCGGACAACUACCACCCCGAGAAAUUCCCGUGA
Gigantopelta aegis is the source of this 369-nucleotide messenger RNA. Its product is annotated as countin-1-like. The transcript is spliced from 4 exons. The record is from RefSeq and is a predicted model, not a curated record. NCBI's taxonomy places the organism in Eukaryota, Metazoa, Mollusca, Gastropoda, Neomphalida, Peltospiridae. The coding region runs from base 1 to 369 and encodes 122 amino acids.